Penicillium griseofulvum is the source of this 660-nucleotide messenger RNA. RefSeq lists its product as uncharacterized. NCBI's taxonomy places the organism in Eukaryota, Fungi, Ascomycota, Eurotiomycetes, Eurotiales, Aspergillaceae. The coding region runs from base 1 to 660 and encodes 219 amino acids. The transcript has 2 exons. The record is from RefSeq and is a predicted model, not a curated record. Gene Ontology annotation, cellular component: ribonuclease MRP complex. Gene Ontology annotation, molecular function: rRNA primary transcript binding. Gene Ontology annotation, biological process: maturation of 5.8S rRNA from tricistronic rRNA transcript (SSU-rRNA, 5.8S rRNA, LSU-rRNA); nuclear-transcribed mRNA catabolic process, RNase MRP-dependent.
AUGGACUCCAAAGAGAUCCUAGCAGUCCACUCAACACUGCAUCUGAUCUUUCAUCGAAAUAAGAACCAGCAUCGCCGAGCAAAAUGGUGGAAAUGGCUAUCCAUCUUGAAGCGCGCCACCUUGGAUCUCGCCCGAUCGGGGGUAAAAUCCCAUCUGGCUACCCACAUAAUCCCUAGAUGUUACAUUGCAUUUUCAACUGUCGUUGCCGAUAAUCAGUUCUCUACUCUUGGAAUUGUGCUUCUAGCUACCUUGGCCCGACUAUCCAAAAUCACCGGGAUCAGUCAUCAGCUGAAGAUCCAACCAGUGGCAAGCAAGUCUAAACCUACUUCUGUUGUCGCUAAGGAGGAUCUUGGGGAACGCAUUCGUCGCAUUGAUGAUGCGCCACUCACUCGCCCGGUCAAGGUUUUACAGUCUGAUUCCAAGGUCGCCUCCAAGGUCUCCAAGGUCUCCAAGGUCUCCAAGGUCUCCAAGGUCUCCAAGGUCUCCAAGAUCUCCAAGACCUCCGAGGAGAAAAAGCCUACAGAAAAGCCUACAGAAAAGCCUACAGAAAAGUCUACAGAAAAGUCUACAGAAAAGCCUACAGAGGACGGCGUUUCAAAAGUUACGAAAAAGAAAAAGAAGAAGAACGCUAUUGAUGAUUUGUUCAGUGGUUUAUUUUGA